Messenger RNA from Chironomus riparius, 1149 nucleotides. The record is from the annotation of a GenBank genome assembly. NCBI's taxonomy places the organism in Eukaryota, Metazoa, Arthropoda, Insecta, Diptera, Chironomidae.
AAAAUAUUCAUAUUCUUUUUAUUUAAAAUUGAUUUUUUUUUCACCCAACGAAUGCAUUUGUACUGAUUAUAAGAAAGUCAAAUUAUGGAAAGUGAAUUAGAAAAACUGAAGGCACAACUGAAAGUAGCUAGGGAUGAAAUAUCAAAUCUAAGAUCUCAACUAAAUUCAUUAAAUCAUGUCCAUAGAAAAGAAAUAGCUUCUAUUAGAAAUAUAUUGAAAGAUUUUAAAUGUACUGAAUGCUCAGCAAAAGAGGAAGAACCAACUAGUCCAAAGAAAGUAGAAAAGCCGGUCAAUGACUCCCUUAAACUAAAUGCCAUUGGAUAUGUGAAGACAAUUUUUAAAGAGAAACGAGCGAUUCCAAGACAAGCAAGCGUGGCUGGAACAAUCCAAUCUAAAUUAGAAAUUAAUAAGGAUCUAUUCUCAAAUCCAGAAUUAAGUCUUAUUAGUUUAGAUGAAUUUAGUCAUUUUUGGAUCAUUUAUAACUUUCAUAAGAACGAAUCGCAUGCAAAACCAAAAGUUUAUCCACCAAGAUUAGAAGGUGAAGGAGUCGGUGUUUUUGCAACAAGAAGUCCUCAUCGACCAAAUCUCAUUGGAAUGUCACUUGUCAAAUUGGACAGAGUAGAAGGUACAACAAUUUAUUUUUAUGGUACUGACAUGCUUGACGGAACACCUGUUUUGGAUAUUAAGCCUUACAUUCCACAAUAUGAUAGUCCACAAAAAAUUGUAUCGACUGGACUUAAUAGCUUAAAUGGUACUCCCGUAAAGACAAGAGAAGAUCCUGACGGAGAAGAAAACGAAAAUUCAGCAAUGACAUCAUCAACAUCAUCUAUUACACAAAUAAAUAGUAUAGAUGAUGAUGAUGUAAAGGUUCCUGAUUGGAUUAAUGAACGCAAAUAUUUGAAAGUAAUAUUCUCUGAAAAUUCCCAGCAACAAGUGAAAGAGCUCAAUGUCAAUCAAAGAUCAAUUGAGGAAAUACUUCAAUCCGACCCACGUUCAGUUUAUGUACGUGAAAAAUAUUUAUCUCAAAUCUAUAAUUUCCAAAUUGAUGGUAAGAAUGUGAUGUGCAAAUUUGAUGACAAAAUACAUUCAGUCACUGUCUUGCAAGUCAAAAAACUAAUGGAUAUGAAUGAAGAUUGAAAAAAAAUUGAA